UUGCGCACGCGUUCAUUUUCACAUGGUUUAUGGUCUGCCGUAACCUUUAUUUAAUUGAGCACUAAGUAAAACGAGUAAUUUUUAAUUAUCAAAGUGCAUUAGUUAACAUAACAUGUUUAAAUCACAACUGAGUAAAAUAGUAACUGGAUGGUAGGCUUAUCAUAACAGUAAUUGGAUUGUCAUCAUUCGUGGCCUCCAAGAGAUCAAUCACAGCGCGCAGAACCGAGGAAAUGCUAGAAAGAAAAAGAGCACGUCUGGCUGCCCUUCAAUCUGAAAAUAAUUAAAAAAAUUAUUUUUCUUUUAACCAAUAAUUAAUUUUUCUAUUUAUAAUUAUUAUUACAUUAAUUGUAUUUUAUUAUUUAAGUCAUAAAAAAUAAUAGUAGUUAUUAUUACUAUUUUAGAAAUUGUAAUUUAAGAAAUUAAGGCGAGAAAAAUAAAAUGGCUGGGCUACCGGAGUUAGAUGAAGCAAAGUUGAAGCUGGUCCAGCAGCUGGAGAUAGAGAUGAUGUCUGACAUGUACAACAGAAUGACAGCCGCCUGUCAUCGGAAGUGCAUCCUUCCCUCGUACAACGAACCUGACAUGGGGAAAGGAGAGUCCGUGUGCAUAGAUAGGUGCGUCGCUAAGUACCUUGAUGUUCACGAGAGAAUUGGUAAAAAACUCACCCAAAUUUCUAUGAACGAGCAGCAGCAAGUUGAAGGAAACGCGGCUUCGUCUUAAUAAAAUAUUAAAUUUGAUAUUGAAAAUUAUUAAUGGUACAUGCAUUUUAUUUGAUUGGAUGAUGUAAAAAUUUAUCUUAUGGUAUUUUUCUUUUGUUAAAUAGAUAAAAUACAUUUUAGAAGCUGGUGGGCUUUUGAUGUGUAUGUUUAGUUGUUUAUAUCAUUCACAAGUAGAUACACUAUUGUAUUUAGAUUAUUUUGAAAAUAAAAUGUAUAAAAUUUA
This is a messenger RNA of Cotesia glomerata, 939 nucleotides long. It is a transcript of the gene Tim10, whose product is annotated as mitochondrial import inner membrane translocase subunit Tim10. Lineage: Eukaryota; Metazoa; Arthropoda; Insecta; Hymenoptera; Braconidae. Gene Ontology annotation, cellular component: mitochondrial inner membrane. The transcript has 2 exons. The record is from RefSeq and is a predicted model, not a curated record. Gene Ontology annotation, biological process: protein insertion into mitochondrial inner membrane. The coding region runs from base 439 to 717 and encodes 92 amino acids.